Molecule: messenger RNA, 6988 nt
Organism: Macroventuria anomochaeta
Lineage: Eukaryota; Fungi; Ascomycota; Dothideomycetes; Pleosporales; Didymellaceae
Exons: 4
Coding region: 54-6665 (2203 amino acids)
Biological process (GO): intracellular calcium ion homeostasis
Cellular component (GO): perinuclear region of cytoplasm
Source: RefSeq, a predicted model, not a curated record
AGGCACGCCAUCAUUCAGCAACACCGCAGUCGCCGCGCUACCAUCUGAAAAAGAUGGCGCAAAACGAUGAUGCAAAGCGCGCGACAACUGUCAUUACCAUUGCGCAACUCAAGUUCAGGCAAAGCCUUAAGAAGGAAGAGCCUGAAACCCGUCUGCCACCCGUCUCUGUGGAAGCCUGUUCGCAACUCUUCAGCGCCAUUGAUGCUGUUCUUGCGCAGAACACGCCCAUGAACAUCCAGAAAUGCACAGAGUGGAUUGUCAAGCACAUAGCUCCCUCCAGGAUCCGCAUUGCAGUGCUCGGAGACUACCUGGUAUCAGUCUCCAAGUCAGUCGUCGUAGAAACAAUGCCAGCAGCGGCAAAGAAGGCUGUGCGCAAUCGACUAGACCUUCUUUUGGUCGUCAAUGAUGCGCUUCACACUGACAAGUACCACCGUAACAGUACCGCAAAGCACGGCUUGCUUGGCACCGAGUUUACAUCCCAUCUUGCUGAGCUUGUCGAGCUGGCAGCAUCAUGCGCUGUGGAGAAGGACUCGCAGGUGGAGAAGAAGCUGAGGGCUAUCAUCAACUACUGGGCUGUCAACAAGCUUGUUAGUCAGGAUCUACUGAAGAGCCUGAGGGAACGGGCAGACGAGAUCUUCUUGCAAGCCCAAGGUGGCACCCCUAUCCGCAAACGCAACUACCUUCUGCCAGAGUAUCACGGCGACCAGACAGCACCAUGGUACGAGCUACCAGCAUCGUACAUGCUCGAUCAGAUGGUCAAACAGCCAAACCGACCUCUUGACCCGUACCGCAUCAAGGUCGCUCGAUUCGACAAGAAGCCCGUCUCGACCCACGUUCGCAAGCUGCUCGACAACUACUUCGAGAACAUCGACCUCAAACACACACCGACCGGCGAUAACCCAACGGGCGAAACAAAGAAGUACAACUUGUGGCUGGAUCCAAUGGGACAAUUGGUCAAGCGUAAUAAGGAGACUGGCGAGACGAGAACCGUAUCUAACGGCUACGGAUGGUCUACGAAGUUUUGCCAGGACAUGCAGAAGGACGGUGUGCCUGAAAGCAUCAAGACUUUGAGGGACGAUGCUGAGCGGAUGGAAGCUGCGCCAGAAAGGCAGCGCGACCGACGGCGCUAUUCGCGCUCGCCCAGACGGCGCCGACGGUCAUCGUCCGUAUCUUCUCAUGGGCGGGGCAGGGAUCGGCGUAGCCGAAGUGGCAGCUACGCCUCAAGAUCAUCUUACGACAGUCGCUCGCGGUCACGCAGUCGUCACCACGACCGUCGACGUCGAUCACAACGGGACGAGGAGAGAGGCCGCAACGAUCGUGACAGAAGGUUCGAUGACCGCGACAACGAUAGCAGACGACCGCCACCAAGGCCAUUAGACAGAGGCCAACCGCAGUCUAGUGGGCAAUGGAAUGGGCAGCAAGCACCAAACCGCAACACUCAGGGCAGUCCUGGCAACAACCAGUUCCCGCAAAACGCUCACCAGAACUUUACACCCAACUUUUCGCAAGCCCCGCAGCCGCCAUUCAAUGCGCCGCCAUUUCCACCACAGCCACCGAUGCCGAACCAAUUCCCUGGGCAGUUUUCCAUGCAGCCCUUCCCUCCGCCGCCCCCACCAAUGCCUUUCCAAGCACCUGGCGGGUUUCCUGGGGGCAUUCCACCACCUCCACCACCCAACUUCAGCGGACCGUUCCCUCCACCACUACCGAACAUUGCUGUGAUGCCAAACAACCCAUACAACUUUAAUAAUCAAUGGAAUAGUUUCCAGCAAGCGAACAAUCCAGGGUUCAAUCAGCAGCAAAAUCAGAAUCAAGGGUAUAACCAGAACCAGAACCAGGGCCAAGGUGGCUUCCAAGGUGGACGUGGUGGGUAUGGAGGAAAUCAAGGUGGUGGGAACUACAAUAACAGAGGUGGUUAUGGUGGUCGUGGACAGCGAGGCGGGAGCUUCCCAGAGCUCCAACACUCUAACAACACCAAGCACUCGACACCACGCAAGCUUCUUACUGACCAUGGCCUCGACCACCAGUUUCGGGAAUAUUCUUUGCGCGCCUGUCGUGUAAUGGCGCCUCCGAAACGAAAGCGCAAGCCGACCAGAACUACAUCGAACAAGCGGUCAAAAUAUACACAGCCGGACACAGACUACAGCGAUAGCAGCAGCUGCGAAGAGGAAGGAACUGCGAACGGUAGUCAAGAAGAGUGGGAAGCACUGCGCAUACUCAAGCAAACUGGCCAAGGAUUUGGACUCAAGUACCUUGUCGAAUGGAAAGGCGUUGAUCCUACAACUGGGAAGCAGUGGGAACCUACCUGGGAGAGGGCAAGCAACGCGAGUGAAAGACUGCGCGCAUCCUGGAAGAGAGAGCAGGCACGGCAGGCCCAAGAGAAGGAAAGGGCGGCUGCCACAGCUAAGAGUAGUACGCAACAACGAAGUGCUCCAGAAGCAUCGCCGGCGCAAGCAACGCAGACUCGAGCCAGAAACAGGCGCAUCAUCCAGAGCCCCGAGACGUUAGCAUCAGCAUCCGCGAUAAAGUCCCCAGCAGAGACCAGUCAAAGUGUAGUAGCAGCACCAAGCAGUGCAACGAUAGACAUUGGCGCACCCAUACCUGCCUGGACGUCUCCGCAAGUCAACAUUGACGUGCGCGGUGAUAGUUUCAACUGCAGCGAGUACGGGCUCCACGCUGAGAUACCAGAGUCGCAGCCUUCACCAGCCAAAAGCAUCACUGAGGACACGGACCUAGAUAGCUCACAGCUGUUUACGUCGCAACGUGCCUUCCGUGCUUCUGGCAUUGUACCAGAUACACAGAGCUCUGCUGGUAGCUUGAGCUACAUUCCGGUCACACAGGAAGAGCUAGAAUCGAGCCUGCAUUCGGAUUCAAGUGACGAGUCCACUGAGGAGCACAUCGUGGGGUACUCGGUCAGUGAAUUCUAUGCGUGGUCGUUUGGUUGUUCGCUAAUCGAUGUGAAGGGUCUCCUCGACACAGACGCAGCACCAACGCUUAGUGCACGCGCUCAAUCGCCUGCAACGUCCAUUGCCGAAACAGUCGCAGACACCACCCAAGACUUGCACAGUCAGCGUCAACUCGAAAGCCAGCAGGAGCAGCCAGAGAUUCCUGACACGCUUGAGUCACCCGUAACAUCUGACAAGACCGAUCAAACAGGCACUCAGGACGAUUCAGCGAGCAGCCGCCAUACUGAACCUGCUGUAACAGACUCGCACAGUUCAGAAGACCAGCACGAGGCGCAGUCUCUAGAAGAGGUUGCUUUCGUCGAGAGCACUACACAGUUUGAGCACGAAACUUCUGCCCGAGAUCUCCAGCCACCAACACAGGAGCCAGGCGAGCAUAGCGUAGCCACAGAAGAACAGCCGGAAUCUGUGGAGCAUAACGCGCAGCCUAUCACAAGCGUAGCGGAGUCAGAGCUUCUUGCUAUUGCAGAUACACCCCAGAUCUCUCAGCUCACAUCUACAGCCCGGGAAGGUGUAACCGACGAGGAGCAGCUGAGCCCUGCGCAUCGACUCGAGACUGCGAUCUCCUUAACUGAGCGUUCUGUUCUGGAAGAGAACGCACAGUUUCCCUUCCAUUCACAGUACCCAGCUUUCUUCGAUCCUCGAUCUGCCACGAAGUUCACCCAACAGGCUUUGAUAGAACCUCCAAGAACCUGUAGCACACACGAAGUCCUAGGCGCACGGCUUAGCGAAGAUUCUCCAGGCGCUCAUCAGGAAAGCGGCGCUUUCAACGACAGCGAGGAACGCAGUACCAUAGACGAGAUCAGCCAACCGCUUGGGCACGAACAAUCACAUACAUCACCCCAGAGACAUUCUGUGUCUCAAUUGUCGCACACUCAGACCAACGACGGAAACCUCGAAGACGCAGCUAGCAGAGAUAUCGAGGAGAUCGUUGAUCAAGUCGACGUUAUUGUGGUUUCCCAGCCACCAUCUACCGAGCAAUCGGCCGGUUCACGCGAACACAACGCCCAGUUCGUACCUUCUAGUGCAUACCUGAGCACUCAAGAGGACGUCACUGAAAGCAUACGUGCUACUGUAGAGAUUGACCCGGGUGAAGCGCCUCGAUCAAAGCAUAGUAGCCCCUGUUCGCGGCACGACUCAUCACAGGAGACUCCAGAGCGCCAGCUGCAGUCAGUAGAGCACAGUUCUUCACCAAUCUCCCACCCGCCAAGCUAUUCGCUGAGGACAUUAGACUCGAACGUUCCACUUAGGCCGGCCACACCGACUCUUCGUUCCUCGUUGUCUAAGAUGGCGGAAAGCACAACGGAGAGUACGGCAGCAAGAGCUGCGCGACGACUCGAAGAAUUACAAGCGGCCAAUAGAGCUGCAAACCCAUACACUCCACGAAAGCGCAUUAGGGCUUCACAACCUUCCUCAGUUGCCUCCACGGCACCAGUGGCAAGUGCAUCACCGUUACAGUCCAACAGAGUGCCUGCUCCGCCGACUAUCAAUAUCUCAGCAGAGGGUACGAGAUCACCUUCGACGGUACCCGACCGAUCACCUGCUCCACCUGCACGGACAUCGUUACGAACUGUCGCUUUUGCGAAUGCUAAGGACAAAGCCACGGAGUCUUGGUUGGAGAACCCUCUAGCUGCGACUUCGACGAAUACGGAUGCUGGACCAACACAAGAGAAAGCUGAACUCGCCGCUGCAGUUGCGACCACACCCAGUAGGCCUAUAGAGUCUCCCAGGGUGUCUCCAGAUGACAAUAUUGACGAGAUGAAUGAUGUUGACCAGAACAAUGAUUAUGACGACGAUGAAAGUAUAUACAACGAUGAUUUGCAGCUUGAAAACGAUGAAUACAUUGUACCACUUUUCAUCGAGGGACGACAGAGAGAUACCUACAUCGAAUACAUCAAGCGGAAAACCGACCUACUCAAUGCAGUUCUGGGCGCAGCGGCGAAGGCAAUGGAUCCAGCUCCUGAGAAAACCGACGAAGCGGAACAAGUCAUUACAUACUUGAGAGCUGUAGAGACACAUCCAGAUCUUACGUAUGCUGAAGCAGAGUCUACGACAGGCUUUGAAAUGCGGUCGGCAACGGAUGUUCAACACGGAGCCCAAUUUGGUAUCGAUAACUCCGUUAAGUUCAAGUUUCUGAGAGAACUGUUCAAUAACUUGCGAGACAAGGACAUGCACAUCAUUCUUCUUCUGGACCAAGAUAGCAAUGCGCUAUUCAACAUCUUGAGGACUUUCUUUGCUGCUGCAGCCCACAACUACAACAUGCCGACCAAGGGAUACCAGUCAAAUGCAUCCAAUGAUGCUCUCACGAUCACCAUCUUCCCGAACACUGCGUCUCCUAUCAUAAGGCCCGCCGAUCUCAUCAUCUGUCUGGACGGCGUACAGAGUGCUGCGCAAAUACGGCGAAGUAAUUGGGCUAUGGCGUCAAGAAGGACCAUACCCGUGCUUCAUUUGGUAAUCUCACAGACGAUUGGUCAUAUUGAGCGCUACAUCCUACCAAACUUAGAAAGGAGACUGCACAUCGAAACUAUCUUAGCAGGGCUCGGCCAGAUUGAGCAACGCAGCGAGAUUGGAAACCCGGUCGAUAUAGACACGCCAAGUGCUGCAGAAGCGGCCAAACUGAUUGCGUCUUGGCUAGUACUCGAGGAUGAUCAAGAAAGCACAGAGUGGCCGUUGCCUUCAAUUGGAAGUGCAAGAAGCUUCUUGGACUAUGAUGCAACACAACAGUCCGUGAGGUCUGCAACUUCGUCUCCAGCCCCUGAACGCACAAAGCGUCCUUUGGAAGCAGAUGACUCUGACACAGCAAAGCGUGUGCGGUACACUCCACAGCUACGUGUAACACCAGAUUCCAGUGCAAUUCACGAACAUGAGGUCACGCGCGUAAGCGACUCGAUGCCCGGGUCCGCAGCUACGGAGACUGCACGUCUUGCAGCGUGUCUCGACAGAGCUAAUUCUGAGCUUCUUCGAGCCCAGAAAGAACAUCGCGAGGAGCAAAUCAUGUGGAACAGGCAGCAGACCGAGCACGAAAACCGACAACAGGAGUACCGCAAGCUAUUCAACGAGAAAGCAGAAGUCGAUCGCGUCCUUGAAAGCAUGGCCAGAAAUCACGACAAGCUGCGCACCCAAGUCGAGGUUCAAGCCACCGAGCAAAGAACCCUCCGCGAAGAACUCGAAGCCCAACGGAAUCUCAGCCUCGCGUCCACCAACGAGAAGGACGUCGAAAUCACUCGCCUACGGAAGGAACUCGAAGCCGCCAACAUUGAACGAAACAAAGUCCUCAAGUCCGCCAAGUCCACCGAACAAACCCUCGAAUACACCAAAGAGCAAUAUCGCGACGCCUCAAACACCGCUGGUCAGUUACAAACCGACCUCACAUCCCUCAAGACACAAAACGCGAAACUUGCACACCAAGCAUCAGGCGAAGUCGCCAAGCUCAAGCAGCUCCAUCUUGAUAGGAGCCACAAGACCUUGAUGCAGCAAAACACGGUUCUCAAGAACGAAAACACCCUGCUAAAGAUGACGUUGAAGGCGAAAGAAGAAGAGCUCGUCCGAGCGAAAAACAACAGCGGGCGAGCCGCAUACGGGACGCGAGGCCAGUCCACAACACCCCAGCCAAAAACUCGGUCUCGCGCCGCAAGUCCGGAGCGAGGGUCAAGAGCGCCGAGAGGAGGUGGAAGGAUUUCGAAUUUGGUGGCGGAAGAGAGGUAGGACCUCGUUCGUGACCUCGAAGAUAGGGAGAAGGCGCGAAGGAGGAGCGGUUCUAGGAGAUUCAGAAAUACAGGUGACCCGGGACGCAAGUGGGCGUCAGGGGCAGGAAAUGCUGACGCCAAAUGUGAGUGAGGACGAGGGUGAAGAUGAGGAGUACCGAGUGCGAAGGCCGGGGAGACACCAUGCAAGGAGGAAGGAGAGGGUAGGGGUGAUGUGUACGUGAUGUUUUGCUUUGGAUGGGUUGUAUUUGCACUGGAUGCUGUGUGAUAUGGCUCUAUGGAGCUUGGAGUGCAGAGACAGUGGGGGAGAGUGAGUUUGCACAG